CUGAGUGCAGGAAUCACAAACAUAGCGACACAGAAGGGGUAGCGCAUGACGCCAGCAACCUAACGCUGUUGCCUCUCUUUCUAUCUCUCUCAGACACACACACACACACACACACACCGUCUCUCUCUUUUUCACACAUACUCACGCCUCUCAGACACACGGCAACACGCAAGCCAACGAGCAGGACAGCGCUGGACAUAUCAUUCAUAUACGGAACAGAUCCUAAGAAAAGGAUUAACUAUCUCCAUCCCUCUCCCUCUGAGGACCUUAGCCUCUCUUACCUCCUCUUGUUCCUCUAAGCCUUUCUUUACCUCUGUUUUUUUUCUAAAAUCCUCAUCUUUUUUUUUUACACAAUCCGUCCCUUCACAAUUUAUCGGUGGGUUGAAGGGAAGGUGGAGGAAUUGUCUUUAUUCAGAGAGAAGGAUUAAUCUUACAUUAUUCAUCUGACCAGGAUCUUGAAUGUAUGGAUUUUCUUAGUUGUAGUGGUGACAGCUUUUCUUCAAUUUUUUUGUCCAGUCAGAAAUUUUUGAGCUUUAUUUCUUUCUUUUUUUUAAAAAAAUAAUAUUUUUGGACGAAUGGCUGAUUGCAGAAAGCCAUAAAGCUCGUGCUGUCCGAGAUAUUUGGUCAAAAGGUGAUUUGGUGUGAUUUUUCACAUUCACCACAUUGUCGGGAGCCUCAUUCAUGGCGCCUUGACACCGCUUCCACAGUCCCGUCCCUCCAUCAGAGGAAGGCCGCAGUGCUCUGUCAUGCCCCCCCACACCCACCCCCCCGGGGGCACUGGCCUUCCCCCAGCUAGCGCCACUAUCUACCACUGCUACUUGGCCAAACCAGUCUUCCUCUGUGUCCUCUGCCUCCUAGCUGCAUUGCUGCCGCCAACCUGCUCCUGCCCUCCUCCCUGUCUCUGCUCCUCGGACAGCCUGGUGGUGGACUGCAGAGGCCGGGGUCUCUCCUCUCUGCCUCCCUUGCACCUCCUGCCUCCAAGGAGCCGCUCACUCCUGCUAACCAACAAUAAACUCGCCUCGCUGGGAGCAGCUGCCUUUGCUAACCUCACUUCUCUGGAGGAACUGGACCUCUCUAAUAAUUACUUGGAUAAUUUACCAGCCGGAUUAUUCAGAGACAUGUCCAACCUGACAAGAUUGACUCUGCGCAACAACUCCUUAACAGUAAUGGACAGAGACCUCUUCCAGGGUCUGAGCGGUCUUCAGAGUCUAGACCUGUCAUUGAAUGGUCUGUCCACAAUUCCUCUCGGCCUACUGGAUGAGUUGCAGAGCCUAAGGUGGCUGUCCCUAGCGGGUAACAGGCUUCAUGGUUUGGAAAGGGCAGCAUUUGAGCCGCUGGCCAAUCUGCAACACCUGGAACUGGGCCAUAACCCCUGGGAAUGUGACUGCAACCUCCGCGAUUUCAAACACUGGAUGGAGUGGCUGCUGUACAGAGGGGGGAAGGUGGAUGCGGUGGAGUGCACACUACCGAAAGAUCUGCGUGGACGAGACAUCCGUGGUGUUCCGGUGGAAAUGUUCAACUACUGCCUCCAACUCGAAGAUGAGAACGGAGGGGGUGAGGGUUCUCGUUCGGGACAAGGAGGCGGUCCUCCCUGCAGCAGGAACGCUCUCAAUCCCAGCGGGUCGACACCAGUUUCUGACAGCAGCGGCAGCACUGCUGAUGAUUCCUCUUCAAACACUGGAAGUGGAGGAACAGGUGGAGAGGCUCCACAGGACUGCACCCGCUCUCGCUACCGACCUGUAAGCGUGCGGCGUGCCAUUGGUACGGUUGUAAUUGCCGGCGUGGUGUGUGGCAUUGUUUGCAUAAUGAUGGUGGCUGCCGCGGCUUACGGCUGUAUCUACGCCUCCCUGAUGGCCAAAUACCAGAGAGAGCUAAAGAAGAGGCAACCGCUAAUGGGGGAUGGAGAGGCUGAUGGAGAGGACAGGGAUGAGAAACAGAUCUCCUCUGUUGCCUAAAGGAUUGAUGGCAUGGGGGUUUGGCACGUCAAAGGCUUAGGGAUGAAAAGGGUGAAAAUUAAAAGGGCUCAAAGAGAUGAGAGAUGGAAGAGCUUGUUUUAAACACACAGACGGUUAUAGUAUCUCUCCCUGUGACUCUCAAACUGACACCUCUCCCACUUUUUGUCUUCCUUUCUUUUUCUAUUUUUAACCUCCUCCACUCUGUCGUUUUCUCUAACAUACUCCCUCACACACAUACCUUAUCUGCUCCCAGAUUCUCUCUUCCAUUUGGACCCGUUCUCACUGCAGUAUUCAUUCCCAAACAUCCCUCCAACUCGCCUACCAGCCACCUACUGCUGUUGAAUUUACCAGUAUAUUGGCUAGGAGAAAAAAAAUUGGUUCCUCUCUCUCAGUAUGAAACAUAUCAUUUAAGUAGUUACAGAACACUCAUGGUGCACGGUGAGCCAGUUUUUGUAAACCUGGGCUGAGAUAUCAGGGAUUCAUAAUUUGUACGGUAUUGACUGGACCAAUAUGAGAAGAAUUUCUUGUAUCAGGAAGUAGCCUGCAGUUCUCAGUUUAUCUGUAACCUUCUCCUUCUCAGCCUCUCCAAAGCCAGUAAACCCCUCAAGAAACCAAGAUCUGAGCACAGACCCGUUCACUCUCUUCUGGACUGAUCCUCCUCUGAUUUCUCCUCAACCUCCAAGACCUCAAGAAAGAAACUGACAUUAAUGAGGAGAGCUGAUAGAAAAUUAAGACGAUUUGUAGAUGGAAAUCCGAUCUACUACUUUAUCAAAGGAAAGAUACUGAGGCUAGAUCUGAUAUAUGUAACAGAAAACCAUUUGGAUUUACAGAUGAGCAUUCAUUUAUCACAUUAGUGGGACUCUGGCCUGUUCGAAUCAGACUUCACCUUUGCUCUGGAUCUUCUGUGGACUAAUUCAAGCCUGGAGGUAUUCAAAACUGAAGCUGUCCAUGAGAUUCUGACUUGGAUCUUAUCAAUCAGCUCAAGGAGGAUUAAACCAUAUGACUGGAAUGUUGAAUUUGCUGUAUUCACCUGCUUCAGAAAAAGCUCCUACUUGUUUGAUGCUUAAGAUGGUUAUGAUAAAUGUCCGGACAGAUCAAAAGAAUCAGAUCAAAUCCAUGUUCUGAUGUUACUUGGACUAUGCUUCUGGAUCAAAGAAGAUUACACCACAGUUACUGAGAUCCAAAGGACCACAGACUUUGCUUUAAAGCACAUGCUCUUUGUUCUGAACUCAUUUUGAAACUCCUUUCACCUAUCAGAGGUGAAAGUUUGCUACUAUGGCAUAAAAAAAACUCUGAGAAUCCUGGUUUUCUGACAAAGACUACAAAAAUUCAUCUAUAAACUACAAACUUCAGGCUUGUGCACUUUAUUUCCCUAAACAGAUUCCCUCUGGCCUCUCUCUUUCCGUCCUGUCCUCCUUCUUUCUUUCCAAGAUGGAUGAAUUGCCUGGAGGGAUUAUUAAAAAAAGAGGGAUUAAACUAAAAAAGCUGCUAUUUUUACCCCUCCUCCUUCUCAUCCCUUUAUCUCACUAUCUUUUUUUUCUCUAUCCAGUGCUAUUUGAGGAGGUUUUUUUCACACUCCUUAAAGACUCCAUCCUUUUGUGCAUCCCUUCUCCCAUAGUCUUGUCUGUUUGUUUUUCUUGAACAGUCUGCAAUAUGCAAUGGAAGUUGCAUGAAAAUGUCACUGCCAAAGAGUCCUUGUGUUUAAAAAGAAAACGUAAUUAUCAUUAAUUUGAGAGGAAUCGCUUGAUUAACACUCGUUUCUCAGUGCAGUCACAAAAACGGUUUGAUUGUUUGCUCUUUACGUAGUGUUUUCAUGAGUAUCCCUAUCUAUGGCCUGGUAAACGUUAUUAUUUUACAGUUAGCAGAGUACAAUAACUAACUUAAGUUCCCCCCAUACUAAAACUAUCGUUUCCUCUCAAUUUUUGAUUGGCUGCGAAUAAACUUAUAUUAAUAGUGUGUUAUCUUAUAUCUGGGUAUGAUGCAGAUAAAUAUUAUUAUACUAGUCUUCUAUGGUGUGUUGGCCCAACAAUCCAGAAUCGUUUAAAGUAGCCGUUUACGGUUUUUCUGUACCAAUUCAUGAUGUAUGUGUUUUAUUGUGUUAAUGGCUUCUAUGUUCUGUUUUAGAUUUAAAUAUCUGUGUAACAUUUCUUUGUUGUUUCCAUUUAUUUGUGUUGACUACCUGGUAAAGUUUCUGAAAGAAGCAUAGAAAGAGUUUACCAGCUUAUGCCUAAUGUUAAUCUGGUUGGGAUCAUUUGGCAUAGAGCUCUAACAUGUAUUUUUUUUUUUUAUUUAAUAGCAGUGGCUUUAUCUCCUACAAAUAUUUUUUCAUAAUGCGACUUAAUCCCUGUUUGUACAGGAUUAGUAUUUCCAGGAGGACCAAAUUAUAUCCCUGCGUGUGUAUUUCAUGCACACAAGUAAAGUCUGUGUUUCAUUUAAAUAUACUGACAUAAACUCUGGAUAUGAUGGAAAAUGUUGAUUGGAAAGUACUUGUACUAUAAAUAAUAACACCUACAUUUUGACAGGUAUCUACAUGUUCCUUAAAUGCUCCCAAAUUUUCAUUUAGAAUUGCCAAUGCAUCUUCUGUAAUCUUAAACUGGAAUGAGGCAAAAAAAGGUGUUUAAUUUUCCUAAUUAAGUGAUUUCCAUGAUGAGGCUAAUAUUAUCACAGGAAUUCUGUAGGUAGGUAAAGUAGGCAUCGAGGAUUGGACUUUUUACUUCACAAAGUAUGGCAGAGUUGUUGUUAUGAUGAACGACUGGAAGCCCUUGGGUAAUAUUUCAAUCAUGUGCAAACAGAGUUAUUUUAAAAUAAGAAACAGUAUUUGCAUUUAUGAAGAUACUUUCUGUCUAUAUUGCAAUUACAAAGAUGUCAAAAUCUGUAUCUACAAGCUUGUUUUUAAUGGAUUGUUUUUACAAUAUAAUAACUAUGUUCAAUAUGUAUUUAAGUUACAAUGAGAACAAUUUGGAAAAGGUCAGAAAAAGUAAGUCUAGCUCUUCUGGAUGCAAGAGAGCUGACUGAUGACCAGAAAGAGCAUCUCAUCAUACAGUUCAAAACGCCUUGGGUGUACAUUAUAACUUAAGAUUUGUCAAAAUUUAAUAACAAUGGCUGCUUCACUAACCUGAAAAGAUGCAGAAAGCGCUCAAGCAAAAGCAAUUUCCAAAUUAGCUUCACAGUGGACGUCUUCAUGGAUGCACAUGCUGACAUUAAAUACUGUGUGAUAUAACCUUGAAUUUUAGAGACUCUGAGGUAGCGCCGUAACGAAAGCAAAAGCUAAACUCUGUCUUUGAAUCCAGAAACACUGUCCUCUCGCCCCCUGGUCUGCAGGUCUUGUGUUGUUUGUAGCUAAGUAUCUUAGCUAGCUUGAUCCUGUUCCUAUAGUCUGUGUGCAUAAAGAACAAUAAAUUCUAGUUUGUUACGUAAAAACUGCAGCAGCCAUGAUGACCAAGGGCCUCUGAGACUACACUGCUCAGAAAUCUACAUGUGUUGUCUUGUUAUGAUGAUUGUGAUUAUGACAAUGAUGAUAUGAAGAUGGUGAUGAAGCAUUUCCUAGUCAAUAUGCAUUGUUUUAAAUAAAAACAUAUCACACCUAUGUCA
Messenger RNA from Haplochromis burtoni (Burton's mouthbrooder), 5546 nucleotides. RefSeq names its product leucine-rich repeats and transmembrane domains 2a (gene lrtm2a). The record is from RefSeq and is a predicted model, not a curated record. The coding region runs from base 747 to 1955 and encodes 402 amino acids. The transcript is spliced from 7 exons. Gene Ontology annotation, cellular component: plasma membrane. Gene Ontology annotation, molecular function: protein binding. NCBI's taxonomy places the organism in Eukaryota, Metazoa, Chordata, Actinopteri, Cichliformes, Cichlidae.